Symbiodinium necroappetens is the source of this 1428-nucleotide messenger RNA. NCBI's taxonomy places the organism in Eukaryota, Dinophyceae, Suessiales, Symbiodiniaceae. The record is from the annotation of a GenBank genome assembly.
AUGACGCGAUCGAUCUUCAUCCUCCUCGGCCUCGUGACCGCCCUCGCCCUGCCCGUCGCGUCAGCGCAGGACGCCCCGCCCCCCGAGGCCUCCGCCGAGCAGGAAGCGCCGGCCGACCCCGAAGCCCUCACCGCCACCGACCGGGUCAUCGAUGUCAGCGAAGCGCCCCGCGACGAGGACAUCGCCGCCCGCAUCAGCAGCACCCUCGAGGCGACCGAUCAGUUCACCGGCCUCACCGUCCGCGCCUCCAGCGGCGUCGUCACCCUCCGCGGAACCGCCGCGACACAGAACGCCAAGGACCUCGCCACGAAGCUCGCCGAGCGCACCGACGGCGUCGCCGCGGUGAUGAACAACCUCGCCAUCGACAAGGGCCCCGUCUGGACCCUCGCCCCCGCGCAACGCGAGAUCGAGUCCAUCUCCCGCGCCACCGUCCGCGCCCUCCCCCUCAUCGGGAUCGGCCUGAUCGUCCUCGCCGUCUCGUUCCUCCUCGCGAGGCUCAUCAGCUCGCUCGCCGUGCGCACGAUCUUCGACAAAGACGACAGCGCCCUGCUCCGCAACGUCGUCCGCAAGCUCAUCGCCAUCGUCAUCGGCCUCAUCGGCAUCUACCUCUUCCUGCGCAUCUCCGGCCUCACCCGCGUCGCGCUCACCGUCGUCAGCGGCACCGGCAUCCUGGGCCUCGUCCUGGGCUUUGCCUUCCGCGACAUCGCCGAGAACUUCCUCGCCUCGCUCCUCCUCUCCGUCCAGCGCCCCUUCCGCAUGGGCGACGUCAUCGAGGUCGACGGGCACACCGGCGUCGUCCGCAAGGUCACCACGCGAGGAACCCUGCUCAUCGACUUCGACGGCAACCACAUCCAGAUCGCCAACUCCACCGUCUACAAGAACACCAUCAAGAACUUCACCGCCAACCCCAAGGUCCGGGGCAGCUUCUCCGUCGGCAUCGGCUACGAGGACGACAUCGCGACCGCCCAGCAGGUCAUCCGCGACAUGCUCGAGAAGCACCCCGCCGUCCUGGAAGACCCCGAGCCCCUCAUCCUCGUCACCGAACUCGGCGCCGCCACCGUCAACCUCAAGGUCUACUUCUGGCUCAACGGCCACGAGCACUCCGUCCUCAAGGUCACCUCCUCCGUCAUCCGACUCGCCGCCGGCGCCCUCACCCGCGAGGGCAUCACCAUGCCCGACGAAGCCCGCGAAGUCAUCUUCCCCCAAGGCGUCCCCGUCACGAUCAGCAAAGACGGCGACAGCCCGCGGCCCGCCGCGUCAUCCCACGCCCCCGCAUCGGCGGAACCAAAGCCCCGCCCGACCCACGACGACGACACCGUCGCCACCGAAGCCGAGGGCGACCUCUCCCCCGAAACCAAAGACCUCGAAAAACAAGCCGACGCCUCACGAGACCCCGACGAAGGCGCCAACGUCCUCGAAGAGCAAUAA